Clarias gariepinus (North African catfish) is the source of this 2248-nucleotide messenger RNA. It is a transcript of the gene sirt2, whose product is annotated as sirtuin 2 (silent mating type information regulation 2, homolog) 2 (S. cerevisiae). The transcript has 16 exons. NCBI's taxonomy places the organism in Eukaryota, Metazoa, Chordata, Actinopteri, Siluriformes, Clariidae. Gene Ontology annotation, molecular function: NAD+ binding; histone deacetylase activity, NAD-dependent. The record is from RefSeq and is a predicted model, not a curated record. The coding region runs from base 108 to 1259 and encodes 383 amino acids.
GCGACGCACAACAAGAAGCACUUGUCCCUUUAAACGAGUAGCUUGUGUUAUAAACAUUUUGUUCAGACACACAGGGCGGUUAGUGUUAUUUACAGGUAGACGGAUAGAUGUCUGACUCCCAAGAACAAACUAAAAAAGCUGUGGAGGAGCCUAAUACACCUGACCACGAGGCCGAGUCAGACGACAGCAGUGACGAGGGUGACGCUUCUGGAGAAACUGAAAUGGAUUUUUUGCGCAGUCUUUUCUCGCGAACUCUCGGCCUCAGCUCUGGGGAGAAAGUCCUUGAUGAAUUGAGCCUUGCCGGAGUUGCCCGUUAUAUCCAAAGUGGUAAAUGCAAGAAUGUUAUCUGUAUGGUGGGGGCAGGAAUAUCAACCUCGGCCGGCAUCCCUGACUUCCGCUCUCCUGGAACUGGCCUCUACUCCAACCUUCAGAAAUACAAUCUGCCGUACCCAGAGGCCAUCUUUCAGAUCGACUACUUCAAGAAACAUCCAGAACCGUUCUUUGCUUUGGCCAGAGAGCUCUACCCAGGACAGUUCAAGCCCACUGUUUGUCAUUACUUCAUAAGGAUGCUUAAGGAUAAAGGCCUUCUCAGACGCUGCUAUUCACAGAACAUUGAUACAUUAGAAAGAGUGGCAGGACUAGAAGGAGAGGACCUGAUUGAAGCCCACGGAACCUUUCACACAUCACACUGUGUGAGUUUCCUCUGUAGAAAGGAGUACACCAUGGAGUGGAUGAAAGAGAAGAUCUUUGCUGAAGACAUCCCUAAGUGUGAAUCCUGUGACAGUCUGGUCAAACCAGAUAUUGUGUUUUUUGGCGAGAAUCUUCCAGCUCGCUUCUUCGGCUCAAUAAAAAAGGAUUUUCCUCAGUGUGAUCUUCUUAUCAUAAUGGGCACGUCACUGCAGGUUCAACCUUUUGCAUCUCUUGUCAGCAGAGUUCCCAAUAGCUGCCCUCGGCUCCUCAUCAAUAUGGAGAAGGCAGGACAGUCAGAUUUUCCAAUGGGCUUGCUGGGAUUUGGCGGUGGAAUGGAUUUUGAUUCAGAUAAAGCCUACAGGGAUGUUGCACAUUUGAGUACGUGCGAUGAUGGUUGCUUAGCUUUAGCAGAGCUGCUGGGUUGGAAGGCUGAGCUAGAGGAGCUGGUGAAGCGUAAACACGCUCUUAUCGAUAGCAAGGAUCUGAAAAAGAAGCCCGAGCAGGAGAGUCAGAGCUCUUCAGCCUCAGAGAAAGACGUCAAAAACACAGACACUGAGAAGACAAAGUAAUCAGUCAGACUGAGAAAAUAAUAGACAGUCCCUGUUUAAUAGUUUGAACCCAAGUCUUUGAUUCUUAUAGACUACUGUCCAUCAUCUCUCUGUCACUUUGAAAUUUCUCUUGUACUAGAAAUAUACUGUCCAGCCGGCAUAAACUUUCACUCCUCCUUGGAUUUUACAUGGCAGUUUAGGAAAACUAGGCCCAGAGCAGCCACAGUCAUCACGUAUGCUAUGAACUGUACACAUUGAGAUGACCGGGACACCAUCGUUCAUGCUUGCCUGAUUCACUGCAAUCCUAAAAUGCUUUUCAACCAUUCACCAUAUUUUUAUUUGAGAAUUAGUUUGCUGUGCUUUUCCUAAUGAAACAGUGUUAUACAGUACACUAUGUGCAGGAGGCUGUUUACUAUCUUCGACAGAUGAGCUUAUUGCUUUAUUUUACGGAAGGUAGCAGAGCUAUAUGUUAAUUCAGUUUUAUUUGACUUAUUUCAUGCUUUAUUUUUUAAAUAUUUAAUGUUUAAAAUAUCUUGAAACUUAAUGCACAAAAUCUUCUGGACAGCCUUACAAAGGCAAAAGGCUGUAACCUAAUAUAACAAAGAAAACGAUUCAUAAAAAAAAAAAAAACAUGCAUGUCCAGUUAAAUAAAUAGCUAGAUAAUGUGAAAGAGGACAGAAUACUGGGAAGUUACUUACUUUAAAUUUGACCAAACUGAAUGAUGCCUUUUGCCAUAGUAGGGCAUUGUUUUCCCUUUAUGGCUCUUUUUGGCUACUUUUUCUUUUAAGUAUUUCUAUUAACAAAUUGAGUUAUCUAUAAUAAUAAAAAUAAUGUUUCAUUUAAAUUUGCUUACUUUCCAGGGGAGUUUUGUGUAUGCUAGUAUUGGCGUGUUUGCUGUCUGUGACAUGAUUUUGCAAGAAAAGCUUCCUUUAUAUUUCAAAGAAAUUGCUGUAAUGUCUCAAAUCAUAUGUUAAAAAACCAGCAAGAAAAGAAAAUAAAUACUACAGAAA